This is a messenger RNA of Spirometra erinaceieuropaei, 11406 nucleotides long. The record is from the annotation of a GenBank genome assembly. Lineage: Eukaryota; Metazoa; Platyhelminthes; Cestoda; Diphyllobothriidea; Diphyllobothriidae.
AUGGGUUGGUUGACAAAAUCGGACCCGGCAGACGGCCUUGACGAGACCUUAAAGGCUGAAUUAGCCGCACUCCAACCCAGCGAUGCUGAACGCGCCCGCCUCCACGGCAUCGCUCUCGUCAUCUUCCUGCUGAGUCUUCUUGUCGGCGUUCCAGUCUGGUGGAUGACCACCACACCUGAACAGUACUCCCUACCAGAGGAUAUGGUUGCUCAACUCACUCAGCAAAGAAUCACCAUCAGUCUUGAUGUACGUACCCCAUCCCGCUCUCGCGCUGCCUCAGAACCCCCUGUCUGUCUGUCUGUCUCAGCCUCUGAAGUCUUUUUCUCAAAUGUCUUUAGGUAGUCACUCUUAAUCUUGACCCCUGGUUAUCCGACUCCGACCUCACCGUCCUUGAACGCACGCUCUCUGAGUCCGCUAAUGCAGUGCAGCGCAAAAUGGAGUCGCAAAGGACACAAACUGCACCGGGAUCAAAUCCUGCAGACCCGGGGAUCAUUGUGAAUUAUCGGUUUUUCGUUCGACGCCAGCAGACAGAUGCAAGCUUAUUGGCAGGUGACCCAACAUCCUCCUCGUCACUUGUCUCGGCGCGGCUGGAAAGGCAUAUUUUGAAGUCAGGCCUACUUGAUCGCCUGGAAGUGAAUGAUGGAAAGCAGACUGUCAGGUCUGUUGUGUCCUUAAACUCUCAAAAUUUGUGUAAUAUCUUCCGGCACUUUUCAUAACUUCUCGUAACCGAUAUCUCAUAUGUUCGACAGCCUGGAGUCGAACCGCAUUUCAUCAGUGCCUCGCCACCUGUCAUUCUCUGUCGCCGCAGAUCGGGUAUUUAUUCACUCAGGAAUGGGCACACACCCAUCCAUUGACUUCCCGAAGAAAAAAAGCUUCGUAUGGGUGAUAGUGGUUACGAACGGGCGACCGCCUACCAGUCCGAAGUCGGUCAAGCUAUGAUAACAGAGGGGAGACGGCAGCGUCUGUGGGGUAGAUUGAUACAAAAGUGUUGCGGGCUUGCUUCUCCUCAUUCAGCCAAUCAUAGCUCUGAUUACCGGUCGGUACUGGAAGCACAAGCAUGCGCUCACACACCUGGCGCAGCUGGUUCACCACUGGGGUCUACCAGAUGGGUCAUAAGCACUUCAUCGAACCGAAGUUCAUCAGUGCCUCGCCACCUGCCAUUCCCUGUCGCUGCAGAUCGGUUAUUUAUUCACUGACGAUGCCCACAGGUGGGCGCAGCGGCGGUGAUUUGCGCACGAAUUAGUCUAUGGUGAUAGUAAACUUGUGCAGCAUCUCCUCAUCUCAAGACAGAGUAAGCACGACUAGAGAUGGACUCGAAUGCACUGGCUAACAAAACCAAAACAACCGUCUACGCGUGCCACAAACGACCUGGUUCGCGUACACCGAGCCAAGUUUUCAGGGAAACGAUGGGCAGCCUAGGUCCCAUCUGAGUAGGAGCGCCGUAGGGGCCACAUUGAGAAGGAGCCAUUAUGAGCCGACUCUUCAUUUUGGAAGGAAGACCGAGUUAUCCCGGUAGUCGAUAGCCUUCCACACCACUUUUUAGCGCACCGUGAUGGUUUGCGAACGCGUCAGACCGUAUUUAGGGAAUGCUCUAAAGUACUGUUGAGACGGAGUCCCCUGAAUCGAUUUCACUCCCUCUCACAGACACCGGUCCGCUAUCCAAACCGCUAAACCACAGAAACGCCUGAGGAGUUGUGCCGUGUCGUUUCGCCGAAUGCGUGGCCCCCACUGCGGUGCCUGUGUCUAGUCGACCUCCCUUCCCCGUCUGUUUACGAUCAUUGUUAACAUUGUCGGCGUUUGCCCUAGUUUUACUAGUCAUACUCGUUGAAAGUAUUUUUAAAAGGAAAUUUAUUCUCUCCAAUCUAUCCGGCCUCUGCUGUUUAAAAAUAUCAAUGUUAAACUAGACGGAAAUAAUGCUUCUGCACAUGGGCGGGGAAUUAAUCAAAACUCCAUCCCGGCAAUCUCAAAAAUAAUUUUUUUUCAACCUAUUUCGCCAAAAUUUUGAUCGACAUCGUGCAUUUUUAUUCACUUUGUCAAGAAGAAAGGGAGGUUGAUUGAUAUACUCUGUUAAAUAGAACAGCAUUGCCGACAAAGACAAGGGAGACUGGAAUGGCCAUUUCGGGCUUCUUAGCUCUCGUCAGCUAGUCAUACCCAACCCCGAAGUGUGGAACACCUGGUGCUCGAUCCCGCGACUUGUUAACUAGAAGUCCAGCGCCUCUAACCACUGAGCCACGGGCUCGUUGUCCUGUCGGUUCCGUAAAACCAUCGGUGAGCGCCUCUCUACCACUCUGUUAAGUGUUUAUAACUAAGAAUGCACAGUUUUUUGCCAACUGUAGUACGUUGAGCGUAGCCUGGAUCCAACAACUGGUCAUCGCUACAAUUUUAUGGCGUCUGGCAUUAAGGCGCGUUAUCUGCUCCAACUAUCUCAUUAUUCUGCCAGUCGGUGUAUCGAUCUGUCGCCGGCAUACGGGGCUCUGCGCAGUCACCUCCACACCCGCGGCACUGAUCGUUGGUCGCCUGUUCCGUCGCUGCUGUCACCUCUGACGAUGGAGUCCUGCACGAGUUCAAAAGCUCAGAAAAAUCAAAAAUUAUUCUAUCCUUCUUCCUUACUCGUGCGCAACUGCAUCUGCAACUUGAACACCCGCCUUCACUUUAUUUCCUUUCUGACCACCUUUUUGUGCAUCCCCUUGCAGUGCUGAUGGAGCCUUCUUCUUUGUGAUUCUGCCCCACCAAACUCCAGUGCGUGCGAAGGGUCUUGUCCGCGAUCUUCCCUCAAGAAAGUUGAUUUACCUGUGGUCGCCCUGCACCCCGACUCCUAGCUCCUCAUCGGGUGGGGUCCCGUCGUGCAAGGCCGGUGCAGAGGAGCUCGCCUCGACUAUCCUCCAUUUGUUGAACAACAACCUUGUCAUUCCGAACAAACUGCAGGUACGUCAGUGUACCCAUCAGGGUUCCCUUACUCCUACACAUGUAAUUUGCAGUGCGCCUCUUAUGCGCGGACUAACGCCGCCCCGCGGACCGAGGGUCGAGUUGUGAUGGCUCACUUUUGCAGUAGAUAUGCCAUCUCAUUCAAAAUUCCAACAUGCGUUUUCAGUUUGAAAAGCUCACUUAAGUAGGGUUGUUGUGUUAACUAUCGUGUCGCAUAGUGCUGAAGUAUUCCAGCUGCGUCAGAAUUGCGGUUUUCGAAUGAGCUUCUAAUGGGCCGCCUGCGUAAACUACAUUCUGCAGGAUAGGACUACUUAAUCAGUAUGGGCUUUCUCCAUUGAUUUUCGAUGUUAUUGUAAAUUCAAAUAUAUUUUGUGGAAAACAUCCACAGAAGCAUUCUUCGCUUUACUCGUGUGGUAGUAACCUACGUUUUCUCCUAAUUCCAUGCCUGAAGAAAGAGUAUCUUCCGGUUUUAAAAAACGUUUCUAAGACCGCGAAAUCGCGUCAGCACAUUUAUCGUUGCUGCUUAUAAAAUAGACAACUUGGUCCACAUCCACUACACAAUAUUGUGAGCCUUACAGUAAGUGGGCUAACUCAUGAAGUCUCAACAGAAAUUCUCAAAUGCGUUUUCGUUUCAAAAAGAUUAAUUAAGUAGGGUUGUAAAACUAAUCAUCAUGCAGCAUAAUUCUAUAAUACUUCAGUUACCCCAGGACGCCGGCUUUCGGAAGAACGUCUUUCCGGCUGCAUCCAAAAACCAUACUUGGUUAAAAGUGACUACAUAAGUAGUGGGCAUUUUUUUCAUUGAUUUUCGAUAUCCCUAAGGAUUUUAUUAUAUUUCAUGGAAAACAUGCGCAAAAAUAUUCAUUCUUUUGCUGAUUCAGUAGAAAGUUACGUCUUCUUCCAAUUUUAUACUCGAAAGAAGGGCAUAAAUUGGUUUUAUAAAACUUUUCCAAUUCCCGAAUAAUUUCGAACCCGACCUGCCGUCACGCUUGCAUUCAGGGUUUCAAAACUACAAUCUGUAUAAUUUCCGCGUGCGGAAAACCACACAUUUCUCUACCGCAUUAAGAGGAGACGAUAUGGGGUUCAUAAAAUUAAGCAGUGGAUUUGAACCACAUUUUUACCUUUACAAGCCACAUUGGUGAAUGCAGAGCGAUGACGUUUUAUGAACGGCCAUUGCACGGUAUUAAAAAAUCUCACAAUUAGAAACUUUUUUAAGGAUGGGAUGGGAAGACAGAAGGAAGUCGAUGCUGCUCAUGCUUUCCUUUCUGUAAGACAAUCCACUCCCAAGCUGCCGAACGUAGUUGUGAGCGUCGUCACGUUUUGCGAAGGGUCUGCCAUUAAGUAAGCCAGACUCAUCAUAACCGCUUAUCAGAGAGUAUGUCCCCGACGAAGUAUCGGAAAAUUCUGCGGUCGUUGAUCGAAAACCUGUUCCGAUUUGACCUCCCCGCACACGCCCUACCGAAACUCUCUCUGCAAUGCAUCUACAACAAGUUGCGGUUUUAGACGUGCCCCCAAAAAUUUGGCGACUACUGGCGAAAAACCUCAUAGAAAACCUUGCUACCACACCCGUUUGCCCUUGGGAAGAAGACUGGUAGCGACGCGGUUGGCCAGAUUCGAACUCAGCCCAUGCACCUCGCCGCUUACGUUGGAAUUAGUCACAACGGAACAUUUGAAAGUCAUCGACAGUUCGACCGUCGUUUCUAAAGAUGUCCACCGUGUGCUCCACUGCAAGACGGAGCAUUGACGGUGAAUUGCGCGUCACCUAGUUUAGAGUGAAUGUAGCCUUGCGCAGCAUCUAUUGCGCUCCCCUCCCCCCCCCCCCACCUGGACUUGGUGUAAAGACAGAGUCAAGAAAACCGGAGGCGGGGGAGGGCGCGUGUGGAUGGCACGGUCGAGCCAACACCUUGGCACUCCACUCCACACCCCCUCGUCCACACAGCAAAUGACGAGGAUUUUAACCAACAACAAAAGGGUGGAGGCUGGCGCGACCGAGGCUGCACCUAGGGGUGCUGCCACACCUUUUUCGGUGGCGACAUACGCCAUCUGCUGCGUGGUUUUAUCAGGCCUCUUAGUCUUCAUUCGUGGUACACUGGUUUUGCUAUGCGACAGGGUUCAGCACACCUUUUCCAUCAAUAUGACAUACGGUAGGUGGGCUAACUCAUGAAAUGUCCUCCGAAAUGCGUUUUCGUUUCGCAAAGAUUAACUAAGUAGGGUUGUAAGAUUAGUCAGCCUGCAACAUCAUUCUACAAUAAUUCAGUUUCCUCAGGAUGCCGACUUUCGAAUGAACUUCGUUUCGGCUGCAUGCAAAAACUAGACUAAAAAAUAACUACUUAAGUAGCAAACCAUACAUUUCUCUACCGUAAUAAAGGGGGACCAUAUAGGGUUCAUGAAAUUACGCAGUGGAUUUCAUCCAUAUUGUUGACUUUACAAGCCACAUUGGUCUUGAUUCGUGCUACACUGGUUUUGCUAUUGGACAGGGUGCAGCACACCUUUGCCAUCAAUGUGAGAUUGUCCCUUAAUCCCCCUUUGGAUAUGGUGCCGACACGGUUAUUCUGAAUCAUCCAUUAAAUUUUGAGGUCCUGAUGUGAUUCUGUUGCAGAAAAACUUACCGUCCGGAUGGCACAAGCGCCCUGUUGUAGCCUGCCAAGCUGCGCGCUUCAUAAUACACCAGCUAUCUGUGUGCGCAGGGACCAUCUUAAGGACAGAUUUAAGUUGGUGUCGACGGAACACCUGUCGUCCUUGUUACUUCUGUCAGAGCCAUUGACCCUGUACGAGUCCCGCGGAAGCACACGGACCGCAGCUUUCCCUUCGUCAAAAAGGACGAUUAAAUUAUGACUCACCCGGCGGUUGCGUGGGAUGCGUUUAUUAGAGGCAUAGGUUCCAUGUAAUGCCCGAAUGGGCGUCCUCAUCCACUCGACCCCCUUUCAAUCCAUGUCCUCUUCCAGAAUUUGACAUGAAGCCAUUUUGGAUGAUUGCGGACAGCAUUCGUUGUUUCGUAAUACCGGCUGGGCUUGUGGCUUUUUUUAUAAGUAACCGAUUUGCCAGCCUAGCCCCUAAUAAGGCUUAAUGGUGUUGUCAAUGCUGGGCCCGGUACUGCCCGUUUUUCAAACCCCUAAGACUGCCGUUUUUAACAGCAAGCUUUCGCUGCAGGCUAUUCGACUAUCCGUCACUUGGACGCUCUGGAUAGCACGUGACAGACUCCGUCUUCUCAGCGCUCCUGUCCCACGUGUGGGUGCUGAUGAGUGUUUCCGCCGGGUUUCUUAACACAGUGUGCUCAAUCAGUCCGUACGGGCUUUUGGGUAUAUCCGGACGUUGUUUAUUUUCUUAACUGACAGUCACAGUCAGUGUCAUCAGCGUUGAUGUAUUUGAGACUCCUGUCUAAGGUCCUUGCUUGAACAGCCGCUCCACCUGAAACAUAAUAUGUCGACCGUUCCAAGUAACGGGGUCAACUGCUGUCCUGUCGACACAGUGGUGAAAAGCUUGUUUAGCAUCCACCUACCUCCUAUAUUACCGUGCCCAUUGCGUUCAGGGGACAAGACUGGGUCAAGAAAACUACAAAUGUUACUUGAGUGCGCUGAUUUCCGAGGCUGAAAGUACGUCCAUGCGUGUCACACGCUUGUUGAUGUCUAACUGCACAUUAGCCCGGGGAAGGAGGCAGCCUUGGCCUUCGUGUCAAUGACAUAUUUUAUAGAAAACAUGCACAAAAGUAUGUUUUCUUUUACUCUUUUUGUAGAAAAUCACAUUGUCUUCAUAUUUUAUGGCCAAAGAAAGGUCAGCUUUCGGUCUUGAAAAGUUUCUAUUUAUGAGAUUUUUAAGACCGUGCGAUGUCCAUGCAUGCAAGACCGCGCAUGUCCGUUUACUAAUGCUCCUCUUGAAAUGUACAACACUUUCCGGAUCCAUUGAAAAGCUUCAUGAACUCUAUGUGGUAUCCUCUUAAAGGCAUAGAGGAAUAUAUGAUUUUCCUUACGCGGAAAGCAUGCACCUUGUUGACUGAAAUUGCUAAACGCCGAUGCAAUAGCACAUCAGGCUGAAAAUUAUUCGAGAAUGGGGAAACUUUUUAAAACCUAAAUACACAUCUUCUUCGGGCAUAGAAUAUGAAGACAAUGUGGUUUUCUACCAAAUGAGCAAAAUAAAGCAGAUUUUUUGUGCAUGUUUUCUAUAAAAUACUAGCCGGACCCCGCCACGCGUUGUUGUGGCUCAAUCUGAUGAAUUGGGAAAUAAGGGAAAGAGGAAGGAGCACGUUCCCAAUUAACAAAAAUGUAAGGGUCACCGGUUGGCGGUACGUAUUGUGUGCGAAACCCAGGAUUGUCCUUCUAGCCGCUAUCGAAGGCAGGGCAAUUGUUUGCUGCGCGCAGUCGCUCUCGAGGAUUCCGGAGUAAGUGGUGACGGCUGGCAUUUAUUUCGUCCACCGGUGUCGAUCGAGGCAGUGGUGGCCUGAAGUCUCCUGCAAGCAGCAGCAGUGCAUCAGAAAUGGUCUGCUGUUUCCUCGAAAAUCCUGCAGUGUUCGAUCGGGGGCCUUGAGCGCUUUUUUGCGCCAUUGUGAAUUCAUCCAAAACAAUGGCUUUGCAUUUCUGCAGUACUUUUCUCAUGUCGGAUGCUUUGGAAAUGUUACAUGAGGGACUUUCAAUGAAUUGCUCAUUCAAAGGCAAUUUCGAAGCUGAAUGAACGGUUUUUCUGCCAGGUAGCAGAGUUGUAGCUAUUCCCGGGGAUGCAAGUGCUAGGGCUACGUCAUUUAUUGGAUCGAAUUGCCGCCAGAAUCGGUCGUAGUAGGACCGUUUUGCCAGUCCCUCCUGGCGCAUCUACGAAGAAGAUUCCUCCAACCCCGUUACUGACAUUACGCAGUAUUUGAUCGUAAAUGUCAUUCUGCUCCAGUCUUAGCUUGUGAGUCUUUGAUUGUAAGCAUUGCAGAAGCUGAACCGUGUUUCGUUUUGUUCAUGGCGCCAAUCCACAUCAAACGAAGCAGCAGUAGAUUGGGUUUGCGGUGACAUUCCCAGUUGAUUAAGAACUUUUUUCGCGAUUUCUGCGUACAUAUCCUCAAUCAAUAUUAACGCCUCGCUGUAGAUUCCUGUUGUGCAAGCCGCAUUUGAAUUUUCCUUGCAUUGUUGACGGAAGGUAUCUUCAGCCAUCUGCAAAUUCUAUUUCUCCGGUAAAUCUGUUGGAGAUGAUGAGAGAAUGCGGUCAAUAUGACUGCAAGCAAUCCAUGAAUUUGAUGUGUAUGGGACGUGUUGCAGGCGUCAUUAAUACAUACGUCCUACUGUUGAUCGUUCUGCUGUAACUGAGGAGCCUGACACGCACUGCUGAAAGUGGCAUUUGUACCGCCGUUGACAGAUUUCAAUUGCUGAAAAGACGGUGGACCGGGCACAUUCACCACCACCAUGCGAGGUAAGAUUUGGAUUCACGGUUUGCAGUCUGCCUAUCGCAGUUCAUUUGAGCAUACCGGAGCGACCGUCCCCUCACUCUCGUCGUUUGCGUCAUUCGGAUGAUUUUCUACACACAUUCCCUGUGUAAUAUGUAGGCACUUUCCAAUGUGGCAGUGUUUUCGCAAACGCGUCACUUUGGCUUAACGUGGAGAACGUAGUUGCCAGUGGACCUAAGGCAACCUUUUGCACAUUUGCAUCGGUAAAGUAAACGCAUUGCCCAUUCUCUAACCGUACUGCAGGCAAACAACACCUGGACUUCGCUCAUGGAUGAGGAACUAAAGAAGUCGUCACAUGGAUUUCUUAUCGUUAACGCAUCGUCCAGCCCAAUACUUUGCGACUUCACUGUGUUGUAUGUCCGCAUCCCUUUAUCUCCUUUCGUGUUGCAGGCCAAAAACGGCCAUGUCGCCGCCUUUAUUCACCUGCUUACAUAUGUACCUAAUUCAUUUCCCAAAAUUGCAGCGUUCCACGUUUAUGUGAGCUGCGUUUGCUUUUUAAAGCAAAGGCGAAUAAGAAGCAACCGAGCAGUUACCGGACUUCUAUGUCACCGAUUCGCAUUCGUACGGUCGCCAAUUUGCAGAUGUCUUCCGCUGAUCAUUUUCGGUAUAAGGGACUUCCGUCUAUCAUGCCGAGGGGAGGAGGGGGUUGUAGAAUUUGGAUUCAGUCCAUCAAAGGUUCAUGUAUCAUAUUCUUCGUCACAACUUCAUGCAAAUCAUUGUCGACGUCGACAUCAGGUAAUUCGGCGCAUACUGCGUCGUCGAUUUCGUUGGAAGCGAUCUUGUUAUAGAGCCAGAUCAGGACAUGUGCAUGGGGCAGCCCCCUCUUGCCGUUCCACCUAAUACAUUCAGCUGCUGUUUUCGAUGGAGGAAUUACAGGCAGUAUUUGCCUGAAGUCUCCUGCAAGUAGUAGCAGUAAUCUCUCCAAAUGGCCUGCUUUUUCCGCGCAAAUCUGGCAGUGCUCGAUCGAGGACCUCGAGCGCUUUUUUGCUCACGGCGCAAAUCCACAUCUAACGAAACAACAGAAAGCCGGUUUGAUGAGGACAUUCCCGGUUGAUAAGGAACUUUUUUCGCGAUUUAUUACGUAUAUAUCCACAAUCACUAUUAACGCCUCGCUGUAGAUUCCUGCUGUGCAAUCCGAAUUUGGAAUUUUUUGCGUAGUUGACGGAAGAUAUCCUCAGCCAUGUGCGACUUAUAUUUCUCUCAUAGAUCUGUUGGAGAUGAAGUAGAGCAGGCGGUCAGUAUGAUUGCAAGCAAUGCACGAAUUCGAUGUGGAUGGGACGUGCUGCACACAACACUAAUGCAAACAUCCCAGUGUCGGUCAUUUUCCAAUAAAUUGAGGGCCUGGCAAGCACUGCGAAAUGUGGCGUGCGUAACGCCAUUGUCAGAUUUCAAUUGCUGGAAAGACGUUGAAACGGACAUAUUCACCAACACCGUGCGGAGUAAGAACCAUUCGUCCUGAUUGGGAUGCACGCGUGCAGUAUGCCUAUCGCAGUUCUUCUUAAUAUGCCGAGGUGUCCAUCCACUCGGUUCCCUCGUUUGCGUCGAACAAAAGAUUUUCUGCACGCAUUCCGUGUAAUACGUAGGCACUUCCGAAUACAGCAGUGUUUUCGCAAACGCGUUAGUUUGGCGUAACGGGAAGAACGCACUUAAUGUGCGUUGCCGGUGGCCUGUUGCACAUUUGCAUCGGUAAAGUAAACACAUUGCUCAUUCACUAAGUGUACCUGAUUUUUGUGCAUGUUUUCUAUAAGAUAUAUCUGAAUUUAUAAGGCCAUCGAAAAUCAAUAGGAAAAAUGCAUGCUACUUAAGUAGUCGUUUUUUUCCGGGUGUGGCUUUUGUAGGAGGUCAAAAAGAAGUACUUUCAAAAGCCGACAUCCUGGUGGGUCCGAUAUGUUAUAGGGUUAUGCUGCAUGAUAAUCAGUAUAACAACCCCACUUAAGUAAUCCUUCCGACUCGGAAACGUAUUCCAGAAUUUUGACCAGCAUAUAAUGAGAUCGGUCACACACUGUAAUUUAAGAGUUUAAAUCUACAGGGAGCGCAGAUUCCUGGUUCACCAGAGCCAACAUGAUACUUCAGCCUCUGUACGUAGUUGUGAAAAGCUUUUUUAGCAUCUACCUGCCUCCUAUAUUACCAUGCCCAUUGCGUUCAGGGGACAAGACUGUGUCAAGAAAAUUACAAAUGUUACUUGAGUGCGGUGAUUUCCGAGGCUGAAAGUACGUCCAUGCGUGUCACACGCUUGUUGGUGUCCAACCGCACAUUAACCAGGUGAAGGAGACAUCCUUGGCCUCCGUGCCAAUGGGAGUUGACUGGGGGCGCUGUGGAAAAGUGUCACGUUCGCUAUACUUACCAGGGGAGAGAGAUAGUUUAGACGGUUGACGUUGUUAGGUGAGGGCGCACAAGCCGCCGCCAGCGAGGAAUUACGAGGAUGAGUUACUAGCCCGACCACAUGUCCAUGAAGCCCAGUCUGAGGCCCCGCGCAAGGUCUGUCACCAUUGAUGCUGGCAAGAAAUGUUGUGUGGCCUUAUAGUGGUGCUGCGUCCGAACAAGACGCUCACCUCCAUGCGACCCCAUGCAAAUAUCAUGUUGCCAUGCCUCUAGAAUUGCGCACCCCCCGCCUUUUAUCCUCUUUAGGCAGCCUAUGAGUCAGUGUGGUGGAACGGCAAUGAUACGCACUCUCUGGCUCCCGAUUUGCAAGGCGGUCGCCUGUUCGCCAACCCCACCGACUACGCCGCCGUCAGGCGUGAUCUAGCUCGUCUGCGCACCCAUCAGCUGCCACCCUCUGGCUCCUACGAGAUAACAAUCACGUUGGUUAGUGCAUUCUCGGGACCACGUCUGCCUGUCACAGAUGACUGGCUCUGGACGUCGUCUAGUCAGGGACACAGUCUUGGUGAUUGGCUUCGCCUGUCCGUCGAACCCGGGCUUCUUGACCUCCAGCGCUACGUCCGCUUGAACAUGUACUCGCAGUACUUGUACGCCGUUUCCCUGGAAGGAUUCCAAUCGAGGUACUUUAGUGCUACCUGUCUUACGCCUCUUUUGCACUUCUCUUACCCUACAGGCUCUCAGAAGCCUAG